Salvelinus fontinalis (brook trout) is the source of this 1256-nucleotide messenger RNA. Its product is annotated as protein SCO2 homolog, mitochondrial-like. The record is from RefSeq and is a predicted model, not a curated record. Gene Ontology annotation, biological process: mitochondrial respiratory chain complex IV assembly. The transcript has 2 exons. Lineage: Eukaryota; Metazoa; Chordata; Actinopteri; Salmoniformes; Salmonidae. Bases 92 to 1048 code for a protein of 318 amino acids.
AAGACGGUGGUCAUUUAACAGCGGCAUCAAAUGAGCAGUGUGUGCAUGUAAAGGUUGACCAGCCAGGAAGUUGAGGUUUUCUGUGGGAAGUAUGCUGUGUCUGGAGAGAAGGAUGCUGGGACUUGUAGGCUUCAUAGGGGGUGACCUCCAUGCUAUGUCUGGGAGACUCCUGAGAUGCACCGUGAGGUCUUCAGCAGUCCAACAGAGUUCUGGCUCCACACACCACCCCCAGAGGGUGUGGCUCUCCUCACAGGCACCUCUCUGUGGACACCAUACCCCUAAACAUAGGACAGGCCUGUAUGGGCCUUUUACACACCCGCAGCAGACACUGGGGAGUUCCCGUGGCCCCCUUUCCCUCCCCCUUUUCACCCAGAGGGUCACCCUCUCCCAGGGACCCAACACCUCCACAGCCAAGAUCAGGUUACGAACGCGUCUGGUGGUCACCCUGCUGUUUGGCGGGGGUCUGCUUGGCACCUGGUGGUACGUGCGUAACGAGAAGCAGCAAAAUCACCGAAUGCAGCGUAUAGAGCAGUUGAAAAAGGUGGCCCUGGGCCAGGGAGACUUCAGCCUCCUCGACCACAGGGGGCACCGCAGGACCAAGAGAGACUUCCUGGGUAGCUGGGUGCUCCUCUACUUUGGCUUCACCCACUGCCCUGACAUCUGCCCCGAAGAGCUGGAUAAGGUAUCUGCUGUGGUCAGCACUCUGGACAAGGACCGGUCUCUCCCCGUGGUCCAACCGCUGUUUGUGACGGUCGACCCGGAACGAGACAACGUGGCGGCCCUGGAGAGGUACGUGAAGGACUUCCACCCCCGGCUGAUCGGCCUGACGGGUACCCCAGAGGAGGUGAAGGUGGCGGGGAAGGACUACAGGGUGUACGCCAGCCCUGGACCUAAGGAUGAGGACGGGGACUAUAUAGUGGACCACACCAUCCUCAUCUACCUGGUCAACCCAGAUGGACUGUUCCUUGACUAUUACAACAGGAUGAAGGACGACGUGCAGAUUGCUGAGAGCAUCAGGAACCAUAUGAAGAGCUACGUCAAACUCUGAGUGAAUGACGGUAACCACACCAACAAGACUGUAUCAAAGACCUAUGGUAUGUCACACUUAAACUGAACCCAGUCCAGAUAAUCUCCAUCAGAAAUGAGGCCGUGUUGAAUUAUUCCCAGACCGAACCACAACAAUAUGGACGCUUCAUCAAGGCUAUACUGAUUCUGUGUGUGCAAUAAAUUGUCCGACAAUAAUGAUUUGGAUACGA